AUGCCUAAUGUCACUAACCCCACAGUCUCCUGCAACCGGUUUGCAUCGCUGACCUCGCAGGAGAAGCAGACCCUCAAGAUCCAGCUGAACAUAUCCGAGGAGAGUUUGCUGACCAUGAUCAACACAUACUUGAGGAAGAACUGCCCUCAGGAGUCAGACAUCUAUGAAAAGAUCCAGAAGUCUCUGUUACUGUACAUCCCUAUCAUAUUAGUAGUCAUUGGGACUUUUGGGAAUAUCUUCUCAUUUAUCGUACUGCGCCAGAAAGCCAUGAUGACGCUGUCAACUUACUUCUAUUUAGCAGCUCUUUCAUUGGCUGACACUGUUGUUUUGUAUUUUGGUUUAUUCCGUCUGUGGAUAUGGCAACUAACGGGCAUGGAUGUGCAGCAUUAUGCUGACUGGUCGUGUAAACUGGUGGCCGUGAUUGGUUACUCGGCCAGUGAUUUCUCCGUAUGGCUUAUCAUUGCCGUGACUGUGGAACGCUACAUUGUCGUCUGCCAUCCUCUGAAAGCCAGCGAACUGUGCAAUAUACCAAGAGCAAAGAUUGUCAUGGGCGCACUCUUCAUGCUGCUGCUGACCAUUAAUCUUCAUUUCUUUUGGACUGUUGAGUUGUCCACCUCAGAGUCGGACAUACCUAAGUGUGAUGGCGGCCCGCAGUAUAAACACUUGAUCACAGAAAUAUGGCCUUGGGUGGACGCAGUGAUUUACUCCUUUCUACCAUUUGGGACAAUUCUAAUUAUGAACUGUAUUAUAAUUCGUCAGGUGAUUCAUGCUCGCCGAAGUCGCGAAGAGCUUCAAAAUACAAGUCUAAAGGAGCGUCGUAGGACAACUCAAGAGUCUAGCAUUAAACUGACCAUAAUGCUUCUAACUGUGUCCUUCACAUUUGUACUUACAACACUACCUAUAAAUGUCUUCAUGAUUGCAAAGGCCUUUUUUCAGUCCUAUAGUGAACAAGACAUUGACGAAAAAGGUCGCAGAGAGGUCAUCCACACAAGUGCAAAACUUCUCAUGUAUCUUAAUCACUCGAUUAACUUUUUCCUAUACUGCGCAACAGGCCAGAAGUUUCGGCAUCAAGUCAAGCGAAUUUUGUGUCGGAGAUCAAAAACAUUUUUCUCCAAUUUUACACAAAUUCGUAACGGCAGAGAGAGCAUGGUCUGGAGCAGCACCAAGUACACAAACUGUCCGUCUAAGAUUGUUGCUGAUACCACAGACAUGAGCGAAAUGGAGAUGCAUCGUCUGCACCAAACACGCACCAAUCAGCAACAUCCUUAUGCCUGAAUG
Messenger RNA from Lingula anatina, 1278 nucleotides. Its product is annotated as FMRFamide receptor-like. Lineage: Eukaryota; Metazoa; Brachiopoda; Lingulata; Lingulida; Lingulidae. Gene Ontology annotation, biological process: G protein-coupled receptor signaling pathway. The record is from RefSeq and is a predicted model, not a curated record. Gene Ontology annotation, molecular function: G protein-coupled receptor activity. Gene Ontology annotation, cellular component: membrane.